Spizellomyces punctatus DAOM BR117 is the source of this 2669-nucleotide messenger RNA. RefSeq lists its product as uncharacterized. The record is from RefSeq and is a predicted model, not a curated record. NCBI's taxonomy places the organism in Eukaryota, Fungi, Chytridiomycota, Chytridiomycetes, Spizellomycetales, Spizellomycetaceae. Gene Ontology annotation, biological process: transmembrane transport. The transcript is spliced from 6 exons. Bases 380 to 2491 code for a protein of 703 amino acids. Gene Ontology annotation, molecular function: transmembrane transporter activity.
GGUUCAGCAUUGACGGGUAUUAUUGGAGGAGAAAUGCUGUAGAUGGGAGAAAUGCCAUUGACAUCAAAGAACAGACCAUCAGCAAGAUCCUGCGAAGGCGUGCUUCACAUGGGGAAUGCAAGUGCAAUAUGCAUACAUAGACCCACAUGCAGCAGCAGGUUAGGUUGGCCCAAUCACCAAAAGCUCUGCGAUGGCCCUGAGAGCUUCAUGCCAGUUUGCGACAAACUUCCACCAAAAGGCCAAUUUUUUAUAAUGGCUCUUUUUAGCCAUUUUUAUUUUGUUACUCUUUUGUCUGUCAAUGUCGACGCUAACCGUCAGUCAAGCACCGUGGGUAUCUCGCGCGUCACAAAUCUGACUGCAAUCCGUACUGGCAAAGGAGAUGCCUGAUCCAAACUCGCAUCACGUCCACUUCAGCUCGUCCCGCGGCGAGCCAGCAGAGAACCACCACUCUCCACCAGCAAAGCUCAAAACACUUCUAGACGAAUUUGUGGCUUCGCAUCCUUAUAAACCUCAAGAUGACGACGUUCAGGAAGACACAGGCAGAGACCUACAUAGACUCCACCACGGCAUACAUGAAAUCCUCAGUCCAACGGAAAAGUUUCUGGUCCUUUUGGCAUCCGCCCUGUAUGCAUACGGGACCCCUACGCAUUUCCUUGCCAGACAUAUGCAAGACGUAGCGAAAGGCUUGGGCCACGAAGCUCAGUUUGUGGUGCUGCCAACGUACAUGCUGGUAGCUUUUAGAAAACGGAAUCAGCCAGCAUCCUAUCCUCUGUUCUUUUCAACCACUAGCGGAUUGGAUAUGUACAAAUUGCAAUUGGUUGACGAACUUGCCCGUCGUGUUGCAUCCUAUGCUUCCCAAGAGCCGCCCUUUGGCAAUGUGUCGGCACGUAGCCGUGGCACUAUGGACGGUGUACUCGAUCCAAAUUUAACUUCGAUUGGAAGACAGAGAAGCGGACUAGCGCGAGCGAUGACAAUGGGCGCUCUAUCUGAGACGUUGGAACGUCAAGGCAGGGGAAGAUGGCUGCGACAGAGGAGUGGAAGCGAUGGACGAACGCCACGAAGCAGGUCCCUUCAGAGUUCAUUUGCCAGACAUGCGCAUGAUGUGCCAGCACCGGCAAAUGUCACUACAUCUCCCAUGACCUCCUCUCCGAUUGAUGCUCAAUCUAACGACGUGGAACAAGGGGGAGAGGAGUCCUCCCACCCGCAUAGGGAAGAGUCCGAUCUAAGGGAGCAAAUCUUGCAUCUUGCGAGUUUUGGGCCUGGCUUCUUUGCGGGACCGUUUGGGAGUCUGAAAGCGCGUCAUUCUGGCCGCCACAAGGACUCCGAAGGAGAGACCAGCGAUAGCGAGAGUGAUGUAUCUCGCCCACUUCUUUCCAGAAAAAACGACCAAUCAGCGUCCUACCAAUCAACUGAGGGAGGAGUAAAUGGAGCGACUAAAGAUAAACAUACUCGCAGACCAUCAAGCGCAGAUCUAGCCGAUGCGUUCGAGUCCAUCGCUGUCGAAGAUGCAACGAAGAGGCUGAAGCAGAUUGUGUCUUUACCUGAUCUUUAUCCGGAGUGGUUCCAAUUCAUACUUGCGGGUGUUUCCUCAGGGUGUGGAGCAGGUCUGUUUUUUGGUGGAGGAUGGUACGAUGUCGCUGCGGCAGGUGUUUUUGGAACAAUUGUUGGGGGCCUCGGUGGUGUAUUUGAAGGACGACGAACUCUUGACAAAGUUUAUCAUUUCAUCGGGGCCGUCUUUGUCGCUUUCGCUUCGCGUAGUUUGAUUCACUUUGGAGUCCCUCUCUGCUACUCGGCCACAACGAUAUCGUCCAUCAUGUACCUCCUGCAAGGACUCACAAUUACCCUCGCCCUAGUAGAACUAGCUACCCGUCACAUGAUCAGCGGGACAACGAGGUUGGCCUACGGGCUCACCAUGACAGGUUUGAUCGGAUAUGGUCUAGAUCUAGGAUCAACACUUGCUACACGCGUGCUUCACAUCCCGAAGGUACCUGAGGAAGGGUCAGGCACAUGUGCUGAUCCUGUUACGCCUCUAUGGCAAUUAGUCCUGUUUCUGCCGACAAGUCUGGCUCUCAGCAUGAGUAUUAAUGCCCACUUGUUGCAACUGCCUUUCAUGACAUUUAUCUCUGCCAUUGGAUAUGCGGUGUACUACUUAGCCGAUCAGCUGGUGGCCGUAAACCUCUCCUCGGCAAUUGGAGCCUUUGCUGUGGGCGUUGCGUCGAAUGUGUACGCGCGGUGGACUGGAAUACCUGCGAUCGUGGGAGAUCUUGGUGGAUUAAACAUGUUAUUUCCGGGUGGGUUGGCUGUGAGGGGAAUCACGAAGGUGAUUGAGGGUGUCAACAUUGCGGAAGGUCUGGGGCUGAUUACCACCGUAAUGAUUGUGGGAUUAAGCCUGGGAGUAGGUCUGUUUAUGGCUGGGGUCGUGGCCCCCUUACCAGCAGCGGAGAUAAACAGACGGCGAGGACAGCUGAACAUGGAGAUUUUGCACUUCUGAUAGAUUGCUAAUAUGGUCGCGGAUUUGCAACAUUCAAAUAGGCCAGGCUUUGCAACAUGUAUAGUUAGGAUAGAGUAUAAAGCUUGUGGAUACUUGAGUGCACCCUUCAUGAAUAUCUGGAAAUGCCCAUGCAGGGUAUUACUGUUCAAGCAAAUCCCAACAGAACUUGACAUUUCAC